Styela clava is the source of this 2013-nucleotide messenger RNA. Its product is annotated as carbohydrate sulfotransferase 1-like. Gene Ontology annotation, molecular function: N-acetylglucosamine 6-O-sulfotransferase activity. The record is from RefSeq and is a predicted model, not a curated record. Gene Ontology annotation, biological process: sulfur compound metabolic process; N-acetylglucosamine metabolic process. Lineage: Eukaryota; Metazoa; Chordata; Ascidiacea; Stolidobranchia; Styelidae.
UGAAAUCGUUCAGUACAGAUAUCUUGAAGCUGUCAACAUCAACUAUUUUUAUAUGCUGCCUGUUGUGAAAAUGAGAAUUGUCAUGUUGACAAGAUCACUGCUGAGUUUGGUUGGAUUAGUUUUCAUCGUGGUACUUUUUAUUAACUCAGGAUUAUUCACCGCAGAAAAGUCAAGAUCUGCGAUGAAUAACAAUGAAGGGAAAGCAAACAGAAAAAGAUUUCAGCAAGGCAAUAUAAAGAAUGAAACAAUAGUCUUUAUAUACGCUAACCAACGAUCUGGAUCAAGUUUUCUCGGAGAAAUAUUUAACAACAAUACGGAAGCAUUUUACUUGUAUGAACCGUUGCUGCCAUUUACAACAAGUUGCAAAAACUUGAACGAAGAAAGAAAACUUUAUUAAAAGAGUUAGUCGAGUGUAAUUUUCGAAAUAUAAGAAACACAUACAAAAAAACGUUUGCCAUUACCGGUUAUAAAGAUCAAGGAUGUUUGUAUAAUACACUCUGCUUUAUUAGUCACCACGUACCAUUGGUGAAUAAAUAUGCUACUAGAUGUAAAGAAAUGGCACGGAGACAAAACAUCAACGAUAAUUCAGAACCGUGCGGGUUUCCAUUACGAGAAAACUACCUCAGUCAAAUUUGUGAAGAAUCUGAUAUCAGAGUUUUUAAAAUAUUAAGAAUAUGUUCUUUGAGGAUGCUAGACGAAGUUUAUUCUUACCUCGAAACAAAAGGCUACAAUGUAUUUGUAAUACAUCUGGUUCGAGAUCCGAGGGCGACAAUGUCUUCAAGACUUGCAAUUAAACUGGACGAAAUUGCCGACAACGAUUUAGGUCAACAAACAAAAGAACUUUGUGACCGAUACAAAAUGAAUAUAGAAUAUGUUGAUAAUAUGGAAGCAGCGCAUCAUUCGAUUUCUCCUGGAACAAGCGCUGUGACAGACAACCGAUAUUUAAGAAUAAGAUAUGAAGACCUUGCAUUAAAUACUAUUGAGCAAGCGGAAUAUAUUUAUAGAUUUAUCGGCAAAACACUACCGUCCGAAGUAAAAAAGAAUUUGAAAGAAUCAGCUUUGACUCUCGAUAAACUCAUCGAAGAGGUUAAAGAGAAAGUAUUCAGAAUGGUAGAAAAUAAAAAGCUGGAAGGCGGUUUUGAAAAAUACAAUGAGAUAUUCGACAAAGUAAAAGAUCCGUUUGAGACAGUACGUGAUCCGGGGAAAGUCGCUACAAAAUGGCGGAAGGUAUUAACAUUUGAACAGCUUCAAACUAUUCAAGAAUAUUGCAAAGAACCAAUGGAAAAAUUCAACUACAAAAUGUUACAUUCAAGAUCUGAAAUGCUUGACCUCGAUAUAAAAAAUUAUUAGAAUAACAAUAUUUUUUCAUGUCGUGAUACAGUUUCUAAAUUGGAUCAAGGCAAUUUUAUUUAGUAAAAUUCAGAGAUGUGAUGGUCAAACCUUUGAGCUUAAAGUUCGACUAAAAUAACAAUCUAUCUGUCGUCCCCGAUGCCGCCUAUGCAAAUAGACUUUUACAACUGUAACUAGUAACUGCAGAUGAUAUUUUAUUGGACACGUUUAGUGGACAUAACGAUCGUUUCGAUAUUUUUCUGUUAUUCUUGUUGUUAUUUUUCGUCAUCAUUAUAAAGUCGCUUUUCUUUUCGAAUACUGGACCAAUCGCUUAAAAAGUUUCAGUUAAUGAAGAUUAUAUUUUUUGCUAGAAGGCUAUUACUUUUAUUUAUCGUUUUUUGUGUGCUUUGACGCCAUCAAAAUUUGCCACUAUGUGGCGCAACGUGUCUAUUUAUUUGAGCAUAGCUUUCUUGUUUACUAUAGUACUGUUAAUGGAAUACAAUAAUUCACAUAUAACUUUUGCCUUGUUCUAGUAGGCCGCUUACAUAUUACUUUUAUUUAUUGUUUUUGUGUGCUAUGAUGCCAUCAAAAUUUGCCACUAUGUGGCGCAACGUGUCUUAUAUUUGAGCAUAGCUCUCUUGUUUACUAUAGUACUGUUAAUGGAAUACAAUAAUUCACAUAUAA